AUGUAUUUGCAGAGCAGAGCAGAGCAAAACAGAGCACAGCAGAGCAGAGCAGAGCAAAGCAAAGCACAGCAGAGCAGAGCAGAGCAAAGCACAGCAGAGCAGAGCAGAGCAAAGUUGAGCAAAGCAGAGCAAAGCAGAGCAGAGUAGAGUAGAGUAGAGCAGAGCAAAGCAAAGCACAGCAGAGUAGAGCAGAGCAGAGUAGAGCAGAACAGAGCAGAGCAAAGCAAAGCACAGCAGAGUAGAGCAGAGCAGAGCAGAGCAGAGCAGAGCAGAGUAGAGCAGAACAGAGCAGAGCAAAGCAAAGCAAAGCACAGCAGAGCAGAGCAGAGCAGAAGCAGAACAGAGCAGAACAGAGCAGAGCAAAGCAGAGCAGAGCAAAACAGAGCAGAGCAGAGUAGAGCAGAACAGAGCAGAGAAGAGCAAAGCAAAGCACAUCAGAGUAGAGCAGAGCAGAGCAAAACAAAGCAGAGCAGAGUAGAGCAGAACAGAGCAGAGAAGAGCAAAGCACAGCAGAGUAGAGCAGAGCAGAGUAGAGCAGAACAGAGCAGAGCAGAGCAGAGCAAAGCAAAGCACAGCAGAGCAGAGCAGAGCAAAGUUGAGCAAAGCAGAGCAAAGCUAAGCAAAGCACAGCAGAGCAGAGCAGAGCAAACACAGCAGAGUAGAGCAGAGCAGAGUAGAGCAAAGCAGAGCAGAGAAAAACAGAGCAGAGCAGAGCAAAGCAGAGCAGAGCAAAACAGAGCAGAGCAGAGUAGAGCAGAACAGAGCAGAGAAGAGCAAAGCAAAGCACAGCAGAGUAGAGCAGAGCAGAGCAAAACAGAGCAGAGCAGAGUAGAGCAGAACAGAGCAGAGAAGAGCAAAGCAAAGCACAGCAGAGUAGAGCAGAGCAGAGUAGAGCAGAACAGAGCAGAGCAGAGCAGAGCAAAGCAAAGCACAGCAGAGCAGAGCAGAGCAAAGUUGAGCAAAGCAGAGCAAAGCAAAGCAAAGCACAGCAGAGCAGAGCAGAGCAAAGUUGAUCAAAGCAGAGCAGAGUAG
Molecule: messenger RNA, 1032 nt
Organism: Pieris napi
Lineage: Eukaryota; Metazoa; Arthropoda; Insecta; Lepidoptera; Pieridae
Exons: 4
Source: RefSeq, a predicted model, not a curated record